Acanthamoeba castellanii str. Neff is the source of this 633-nucleotide messenger RNA. Its product is annotated as Nucleoside-triphosphatase. Gene Ontology annotation, molecular function: ATP hydrolysis activity. NCBI's taxonomy places the organism in Eukaryota, Discosea, Longamoebia, Acanthamoebidae. Bases 1 to 633 code for a protein of 210 amino acids. The record is from RefSeq and is a predicted model, not a curated record. The transcript has 2 exons.
AUGCAGCAGCCACGAGUGGUCCUGCUGACAGGCGCACCGGGCGUGGGCAAGACCACGGCCAUCCAACGCGUCAUUGCGCUGCUGCGCCAAGGCGGCCCAGCGGCAGGCCAGUGCGAGCUGCGCGGGUUCGUGACGCGCGAGGUGCGGGGCGCAGGGGGGCAGCGCGAGGGUUUCGAGGCCGUGCUGUGUAGCACCGGGCGUGCGGUUCUGAUGGCCCACGAGUCCAAGGUAUCGGACCACACGGGCCGCCUGCCCAGGGUCUCCAAGUACGUCGUCGACGUGCCCACGUUCGAGUCCGCGGUGCUGCCCGAGCUGCAGCUGCCCUCUGCCACUGGCCAGGUCUCGUGCAUUGUCUACGUACUCGACGAGAUAGGGAAGAUGGAGUGCUACUCAUCAGCCUUCAAGAAGAGGGUUAGCGAACUGCUGGCCUACCACGCAAGCAGCGGUGGUGGCGAGCAGUUGGGCGGACCAAGGAGGGUGCACAUCAUAGGGACAAUCCCACUCAAGAGCCAAGAUCGGUUCAUCGAGGGAGUCAAGGCGCGCAGCGACGUUGAACUAUUGACGGUCACUCAACAGAACAGGGACGCCAUCCCAGACCAGAUGUUUUCACUCCUGGGAGCCACCACCAAGUAA